Molecule: messenger RNA, 1220 nt
Organism: Hordeum vulgare subsp. vulgare (domesticated barley)
Lineage: Eukaryota; Viridiplantae; Streptophyta; Magnoliopsida; Poales; Poaceae
Product: putative anthocyanidin reductase
Exons: 5
Coding region: 73-1086 (337 amino acids)
Molecular function (GO): oxidoreductase activity, acting on the CH-OH group of donors, NAD or NADP as acceptor
Source: RefSeq, a predicted model, not a curated record
UGUAGCACCGCACACGUAUAUAUACAGACACGGGAUCACUCGGCGUUGGGAUAAGGGACUGCCCGGAAAGAGAUGAGCAGGGUGUGCGUCACCGGAGCGGCGGGGUACAUCGCGUCCUGGCUCGUCAAGAAGCUCCUCGAAAGAGGCUGCACCGUCCACGGGACCCUACGGAACCUCGGGGAUGAGAAGAAGACGGGGCUGCUGAGGGGGCUCCCCGGCGCGGCGGAGCGGCUGGUGCUGUUCGAGGCGGACAUCUACGACGCCGCCUCCUUCGAGCCGGCAAUCCAGGGCUGCGAAUUCGUCUUCCUCGUCGCCACCCCGCUGCAGCACAACUCCGGCAGCUCCAAGUACAGGGACACCACCGAAGCGAUCGUGGACGCGACACGCACCAUCCUGCAGCAGUGCGAGCGGGCCAAGACGGUGAUGCGUGUCAUCCACACGGGCUCUGUUGUCGCGGCCUCGCCGCUCCGAGCUGACGGCAAUGGAUACAAAGAGUCUGUCGACGAAUCCUGCUGGACCCCACUCGGCCUGUCCUACGGCCACAGCAAUGAUGGCUUGGAUGCUUAUGUCUCCUCCAAGACCAUCUCUGAGGAGGAAUUACUCAAGUACAACGAUGACUUCUCCAAGCGCAGAGCAUUCGACGUUGUUGUCUUGUUAUGCGGCGUCGUGGGAGGAGACACAAUCCUGCCAUACAUCAGCGACAGCAUCCAUGUCAUGUUGUCGCCUCUAACCGGCGUCGAGGUCUACCACAACUCCCUCAAGUUCCUACAGGCCCUCCUCGGCUUCGUACCAUUGGUACACGUCGAUGACGUCUGCGAGGCACACGUCUUUUGCAUGGAGAAGUUGUCCGAUGUUGCUGCGGGCCGAUACCUUUGCGCCACCGCGCACACCAACAUGCAGGACAUCUUGGAGCACUACGUCUGCAAGCACCUCGAGCUCGAGCGGAUCAAAGAGGUGGUGGGAGAGGGAGUGCGAGUGCAGGCUAACACAAAGAAGCUUGUGGAGCUGGGGUUCAAGUAUAAGUAUGGAGCAAUGGAGGUGCUUGAUGGCAGCGUGGAUUGCGGGAAGAGAUUGGGAUUGUUGUGAUGUGCAUGUGCAUCACAUUGACCGUGUGCUAGCAAACAUUUGACAAUCCAACAUUAUAUAUGUAAAACUUAUUUAUUUGGAUUUUUUUCUUGAAAUAUGUUGACUUUGUUGCUAUUUUUAUCAUUAUUUUUGGA